Messenger RNA from Pundamilia nyererei, 2041 nucleotides. It is a transcript of the gene rarga, whose product is annotated as retinoic acid receptor gamma a. NCBI's taxonomy places the organism in Eukaryota, Metazoa, Chordata, Actinopteri, Cichliformes, Cichlidae. The record is from RefSeq and is a predicted model, not a curated record. Gene Ontology annotation, cellular component: nucleus; transcription regulator complex. The coding region runs from base 446 to 1933 and encodes 495 amino acids. Gene Ontology annotation, biological process: regulation of transcription by RNA polymerase II; cellular response to corticotropin-releasing hormone stimulus; retinoic acid receptor signaling pathway. Gene Ontology annotation, molecular function: zinc ion binding; nuclear glucocorticoid receptor binding; nuclear receptor activity. The transcript is spliced from 9 exons.
UUCCCAUCGACGCCCCUGAAGCUGCUGCCGCGACAGUGACCGACUGGCAAAGGAUCGUAAUCUGACAAAUGACUGAAAGAUCCCUGAAGCAGAGCAAACACCAAAGAGGACACCUUUAAAGACUGCAACUGACUUUGCUUUGUCUCCUUCACAGAAAACCUCUGUCUUCUUAGUUUCUGUGGAAUAAAUAAGCUCGCGUUGGAAGCCGAAGCAUAAACUUCUCAAGGCCAAGAAGAAGAAGAAGAAGAAAAGAGACAGCAGGACUCUUCUAAAGUGGAGUCCACCUAUCCUUCAGUACCUCCGAGGCCCCCUGUCGCCCAUACGUUCUCCACGUCUUAAGACUCUUCGACGGACACACAUCUCAGCCUUGUGGAGGAUUCCAGGUGUCGAAAGAGCCGUUACCUUCAGCCAGCCGCCUGCUGUGGACCCUGGGUGAUCCGUCGCCAUGGCUACAAACAGGGAACAGCAGGUGGGUCACAUGACCGGCUUCCCACCUGCUGUGUACCCCUUUCCCUUCAACUCCAUGAGAAGCCACUCCCCCUUCGACCUGCUGGCCAACAGCAGCCUGUUUGGGAGAUUUGGGGCUGACCUGCCCAAAGAGAUGGCUGCUCUCUCGGUGGAGACCCAGAGCAACAGCUCAGAGGAGAUGGUACCCAGUUCUCCGUCUCCACCUCCCCCACCUCGAGUCUACAAGCCCUGCUUUGUGUGCCAGGACAAGUCCUCCGGGUACCACUACGGGGUCAGCUCAUGUGAAGGCUGCAAGGGUUUCUUCCGUCGCAGUAUCCAGAAGAACAUGGUGUACACUUGCCACCGAGACAAAAACUGUCAGAUCAACAAGGUCACACGCAACCGUUGUCAGUACUGCAGGCUGCAGAAGUGCUUCGAGGUCGGCAUGUCCAAGGAAGCGGUGCGCAAUGACAGAAACAAGAAGAAGAAAGAUGUGAAGGAGGAGGUUGUUCUUCCGGAGAGCUAUGAGCUAAGUGGAGAGCUAGAGGAACUAGUCAAUAAAGUCAGCAAAGCUCACCAAGAAACUUUCCCAUCACUUUGCCAACUGGGCAAAUACACCACCAACUCCAGCUCGGACCAUCGAGUCCAGCUCGAUCUAGGGCUAUGGGACAAGUUUAGUGAGCUUUCCACCAAAUGCAUCAUCAAGAUAGUAGAAUUUGCCAAGCGGCUGCCGGGUUUCACCAGCCUCACCAUCGCUGACCAAAUCACUCUGCUUAAGUCUGCCUGCCUGGACAUACUGAUGCUGAGAAUCUGCACACGCUACACUCCAGAACAGGACACUAUGACGUUCUCAGAUGGCCUGACUCUGAACCGGACUCAGAUGCACAAUGCGGGCUUUGGGCCGCUUACAGACCUGGUUUUUGCCUUUGCAGGCCAACUUCUACCCCUGGAGAUGGAUGAUACAGAAACCGGUCUCCUCAGCGCCAUCUGCCUCAUCUGUGGAGACCGCAUGGAUUUAGAAGAGCCCCAGAAAGUGGAUAAGCUACAGGAGCCUCUGCUUGAGGCUUUGAAGAUCUAUGCCCGUCGUCGCCGCCCCAACAAACCCCACAUGUUCCCACGCAUGCUGAUGAAGAUCACUGACCUCAGGGGCAUCAGUACGAAGGGUGCAGAGAGAGCUAUCACUCUGAAGAUGGAGAUCCCAGGGCCGAUGCCUCCUUUGAUCAGGGAAAUGCUCGAGAAUCCGGAGGCCUUCGACGACCAAACAGAGAGCAAUGAGAGCCCGCCGCCUCCACCACCGCCCCCACCACCACCGGCGCCUCCAGCCCUGGUUCUAAAGCAGGAGGCUGAGGAUGAGGACGACAGCUGGGCCACCGAAAACGGCAGCGAGCCAUCACCGGAAGAGGAGGACGAAGACGACGACGACGAUGUGGGAGAUGAAGAUCGAGACAGGGGCUCGGACAGUGACGGGGAGCCCUGGGUGUUUUAACUUCCAUAGAUGGGUUGAGGAAAGGCCUUGCUCGGAGGGCGCAGUGAAAAGAGCAUUUCAUACACACACACACACACACACACACACACACACACACACACACACACA